Argiope bruennichi is the source of this 7357-nucleotide messenger RNA. RefSeq lists its product as uncharacterized. Lineage: Eukaryota; Metazoa; Arthropoda; Arachnida; Araneae; Araneidae. The coding region runs from base 438 to 6986 and encodes 2182 amino acids. The record is from RefSeq and is a predicted model, not a curated record. The transcript has 4 exons.
AUUUUAGUUUCACUUUCUCUCUGUGAGUUGUAUAAAUUAAGCUACGUUCAAUUUCUCGUGUUUUAGUUUCUCGCACUCUACUCACUUGGAGCCCAUAUACUCUUUCAUAAAGUUCACUUCGAACCUUUACACUCUUUCAUGAGUUGAGACCAGCUACUUGAUUUUGUAGAUGAGUAAUUCAAGAAGGGGAAAACAUCACUUUUAGCAAAGAUUUGGACCUUAUGGAAAGAAUUUUUUGAAGUCAUUUGUAUCCAAAAUUCCUCAGUUCGCAAUGAUUGUAAUGAAAACAUCUCAGAUAUUGAGUGAUCAAGUGUUUUAAUUUGAAAAAAAGUGCUUUACAAAUUUGAUCACAUGAUCUACCUUCCGAGUAGACAAAUGACGGGAUAAACAGUUUUUCUUAUAUUGUUUCACUAGCCAAUUUCUCAAAGAUUUAAAUCAUGGAGAGUCAAGAAAUUCCUAUAAACAGCAACAGCGAACUAUUGAAUGCGACUAUUAAUCGUCUAGAAAGAGGAGAAAGAGAAAUAAUAUUAAAACAUGAGUACAGAGAUCUAGUUUUAAUUUUAGGAGAUACUGUGAUUGACAAUUCAUUUAUUCAAUGGAUUACUGGAAAAUACACAAACACAACAUUAACAGAAGACGACAAAAAUUCUGAUCAAUUCAUUAAUAAUGAAGACAGGAAAAUUAGAGAUUUUACACUUCAAUAUCAAAAAGAAUGUUCUACAAUACUCGAAGAACCUAAAACGAAUGUAAUUUAUUAUGGAUGUUCUUGUCUCUCUGAUCAUAGUAGUACAAGCGAAGAAAUAGCGACAGCUUAUUUUACAAACAAAGUCCUUAAUCAUUCUGAAAGAAUUAAAAUAAUAUUUGCUGUAAAUUAUCGUUCUAUAAUAAAAGGAACUGACAUGAAUCAUUUUAUGAAAUUCUUAAAACACGCCUCAAAUUUUGUGAAAAAUAUAGAUAGAUACAGAAAUAGCAUCGCAAUGAUGGCCAUCUCAGUCGGAGAACAGCAUUUAAAGAAAGAUGAUAUUCUUUUAUUGACUGAAGACAAUCAACUUAUAAGAGAAAUUACAGAUUUCCUAUUAGAAGUUAGACAGCAGAUAACUGACAAACAGAAAGAUGCGGUCAUUUCUGUCCAAGAACAAGCAUUCUAUGAAUAUGCAUUGAAAUUUAUUGAUAUAGUCCUCACGAAAAACAAUGAUGGAUACAAAAAAAUAGGAAUUUUCCGGGAAUUGAAAAGUAAUAUUGAUGAAUUACAGGAAAGGACCAAUAAUAUGAAAAAUAUAUUAUGUGAAGAGUUGGAAUUUGUUGAAAAACUUGAUAUCGAUUUUAGAUGUAACAUUUCUGAGAAGUCAAAUCAGGAUAUUGAUAGUUUAGAACAAGAAAUAAAUAAUGCUGUUUGGUUUAGCGUUAAAAGUAUCUCUGAUAUUGUGAGUGAACAUUAUAAAAACCAAAUACAACAGCUGCUUCGUAAACUAGAAAAUAUAUCUACUGGUAAAAUUAUUGUUGAUGCAGAUCCAGUAAAAGCAGUAAAUUUAUCAUUUAAGCUUAAAAACGAUUAUUAUACAAUCUCAAAUUUAGUUAAUGCAUUACAAAAUUCGGUGAAAGUUGAAAGUUUAAAUAAAAAAAUUAAAGACGUUGUCUCUGAAUUAUAUAUCGGUAUACCAGAAGUCGAGAUACAUAAUAUUAAAAAGUAUGUAAAAUAUAUUGACAUACUACAAGCUGUAAGUCAAAGGGAAUUUGUAACGAGACCAUGGGGAAAUCUGUUUAAAGAAAUUGCAACAUACAUUUCUGAAUCAAGAAAAACAAUUCAACAAGAUAUCGACAACGCAGCAGAAAAAGUAAAACUUCGCAUACAGUUACAUCUGAACAAUAUCGCGAAGAUAAUACAAGACAAUUACAAUGAAAAAUUAAAGUCUAAAUUUACAAUGAGGAAUAUGGAAAUUCAAAAGUUUCACGAUUUUCACAACAAGGAAUACGAAGAUAUUUUCAAACUGACAGAAGACAUUAAGCGUCUAAGAAAUAUCGAUUCUCUAGUGAAAAAACUUCAACUUAAUACAAAUAUUUUACGAAUAAGAGCAACGAAAAGGUACUUAAUAAAAAUGGCAAAUGAAGGCCGGUAUUUUAUGUUUCUAAGUUUUUUGAGUGAUAAGAUUUUAGAUAAUGGAUCAUCAACUUGGUCAAAACCAUUUGUUGAAACAAAAGACAUUAUUCAAAAGUCUGAUAAAUGGUACAAAUUUCUAUCAGAUCUAUUUAUAAAAUUUUCAGAUUAUAAUACACAAAUGAGGAGGAAAAGCUACAUUGAUUUUCUUGAAGGCAGUACAAAAUCAGAUAUAUUCAAGGAAACAAAUAUUACUCCAAUAAACCUUCAAAUAUUUCUUAGUAAGAUCAAAAAUUUGAAUGUAGCAGAAUAUGAAAGCAUUAAAAAUAUUACUUUAACAGAAUCGCAGUUAAACGAAUUGAACCAACUUGUGGACUUAACGUUAAAACAUAAAAUAAAUAUCGAAUGCUCUGAAACGCAUAUGUUUGUGAAAGGAGAUUACGUAAGUCUACAAGAGGUCCAUCGCAUUUUAUUCGCUCAUGAUGGCAAAAAGUGCAGAGAGUUCUAUCACUGGAGAUCUCAUAGAAAAUUCGUUAAUAUAUUCGCCUUAAAUACACUUUUCAUUGAUCGAGAUUUAGACGUACAAGGAGAUGCAAUCCAGAUUAUUUUUAUCUCUCCCAGAUGGGAAGUCAUAGGUAAUAGAGUAAUAAAUUUAAAUGGACUUAAAGGAAUGCCGCACUCUAUAAACAAGGCAUAUGAUGGUCGUUACCCAGGAAAUAAUGGGAGUGACGGCAAACCAGGUAAGCCUGGAGGACCGGGAGAAAUAUUCUUCGGAAUAGGUGAAACUUUUGUAAAUGGUGCUAAUUUAACAAUCACAGCAAACGGGGGAGCAGGUGGCCCUGGGCAGCACGGUGGGCGAGGCCGAGAUGGAAUUUCUGGAGAUGACGUUGAAUUACCAGAAGAAGCUACAAGUUACGAGCGCAAUUCACUCCAAUGUUGCCAUUCAAGAACUAACGCAUUCUCAGAUUUCUCUAAAGAAGAAGAAGGACUAUCUGCGACAUUGGAAAGGCGAGAUGGCAGGGGGAGUUUCUCUGAUAUUAUUUCGGCUUUCGUCGCUGUUGCAAGACGUAAUUAUAUACAAAAAAUAACACAUCUGACACAAAAUGGUUUUGGAUGCGAAAGAACUAGUCUGCAUUCGAGUAAUCUGCCUCGUAUAGGAAGGAUGGAUUGGUUUGACGGUCCUAGAUAUUAUGAAUUUCUUCAUGAAGAUUAUAAACUUCUUGGUAAACCUGGGAAGAAAGGAGGCGAUGGAGGUAAUGGAGGUAAAGGUGGAAUUGGUGGAAAAUCCGGAAGCAUUACAAUUGCUGAAAUGGAGAGUCCCUCGGUAAUAAACAAAAUCGCAAAAGAUGGAGAAACAGGGGAGGAAGGAAAAGGUGGAUGGGGCGGGAAAGGUGGUAAAGACGGUGAUGAUGUCACUGCACGUUGCUUGAUGCGAAACCGUGGAUGUGGCUUGUUUUGGUGUAUCAAUUACAUUGAAAAUUUCCAGUGGGCUUUGGAUGAACGUAUUACGCAUGACUUACCACAUAGACGAGGUUUAGAUGGUAGAGAGGGAUUACAAGGAGCUAAUAAUAAUCAUAUCGAAUCUCCAAUGUCGGCGAAGUUUAUUCAUGAACCAGCAAAAUUCAUUAAUGUAUAUAAGAGCUAUUUAAGAGAAAACUUAGCGGAUGAUUUAAAAAAGAUUUCUCUCGUGAAAUUUUACGAUCAAUUGAACAAAAAUAACGAAGUAAAUAAAUUCUAUGAGACAGAAGGAUUGGCUGGUGAGUUCAUAGAUAUGGAAAAUCAGUUUAAUUUCAUUAAAAAAGGUGUGGAUUUUUAUCCGUUUUAUAAAUCAUUACUUAAAAGAAUAGGUGAAUUCUCUGAUAAAUAUAAAGCUUCCGGAGAUCAAAAAAUAGUUCUUAGUUAUUUAUAUGCUGCAGUUCUAAGUAAGAUAAAUAGCUUAAAAGAAAGUAACGAAUCUGACCUAAUCAUAGAUAUAGAAAAGUAUUUAGACACUAUUAAAACAGACAUGGAUAUUCUUAAGAAUCUUGAGAAUUCUAAUAAUAAAGUUAAUGCGGUAGAUAAAAUGAAAAGAGAAUAUAAAAGCCGAAUUGAUGAAAAAAUCCAAGAAGUGAAAUCUUUCAUUGAAAACACUGUUGAUCAAGAAAUAAAUAAAAUCAGUGAAGAGAUCGAUAACAAAAUUGAUUUACUAAUUAUUGAAACGAUAUCUUUGCAAAAAGAAGCUCAAAAAGCAAAGGACGAUUUAAUAAAGAAAAAGAAAGAACUCCAAAACACAUUAGGAUUGAGAAAAUUGUUUGAUUAUUUUAAAAGUUUGGGACGUAUAGUUAGCUUUUUAGGUCCUUAUGGAAUGGCUGCAGGAGCACUUAUUGAAUUAAGCACUUCAGUUGGGGAAUCUUUAGCAUUAGGUAAUAACCUUCAACCUAUAGAAUUAUCAAGAGCAGCAUCGAAACUAAUCUCAAUAGAAAAUAACAUUAAAAACAUGAGGAUCGAAAAAACUGAUCAUAUUAACAAUGUCUUAACAGAAUUGUCAGAAAGAACAAUGCAAUAUCCUGAAGAGCUAGGAGACAUAUCCAGUAAAGUAGCCGAAAUGAAAAAACGGUUAAACGAUAUCCGUUCACACAAACUUCAGUACAAGGAAGUAAGAAAUCUAGAGCGUGAAUUAAAAGACACUCUAAAAACAAAAGAAAUCAAUUUAAAUAGCCAGACCCAAAAAAGACGUCGAGAUGUCUCAAAGAUUGUACGAAAGUUAGGUCAAGCUAUUGAUGUAGCUUCAAUGUUUGUUAAUUUUUAUAACAAAAACAAAGAAAGUGAUGAUAAAAUAGCUGCCAUAAAUGAUGCCAUUGAGCAAAAAGAAAAUGAAUUGAGAAAUCUCAAAGAAUAUGAAGAACAAAUUUAUGAAAAUAUAAGCCCAGCACUGCAAAACAUGAAAAAUAAUCUUCAGGAAUUUGCAAGUGGUCUAGAGAAGAGAUCUCAAGUGGCUUUUGAUGUUGGUAAAUGGCAGAUGCAAAGCGUGCUGAAAGACAUCAAGGUACAAAUGCAGCGAGUCACUGAAGGAAUGGAGGUGGAAGAUGACUUGGCUCGAUGUAUAGAAAAAUUAGAAGAAGCCAUGUCUAUUCUCAUUACUAUAUAUGAUCGUAUCCAACAAUAUCAGGAUGAACAAAUUUUAAGCAAUCAUAUUGCGAAUAUAUGUUCCAUCAGUACAAGUACUCUAUCAAUCACUGACCGGAAUCUGGUUAAUGUUACGAACCAUUUGGAAUGGUCUAUAAGAUCAAGUUUAGUCCUCAAACAUUAUCAAACAGCCCUGAAUGCAUUCAAACAGUGGGUUUUCCCAUUCGCUUCUCAUUACUUGGAAGAAUCUAUGAUGCCAUCACACCUCCAAGUGGAUGGAAAUAUGAGAGGUUUAGUUUUCAACGCAGCUAAGCAAAUUGGAAAUUUAAAGAAAAAAAUCAGCGUAUACAAAGCAUCUGCAAGGGAAACAGAUGAAAUUUUGAUCCGCGGAGAAUUCAACAAUCCCUGUGGUUCUUGUGACCCUUUUUUCGUGUGGAAGGAUGAAAAAUACAGAAGCGAAAUUUCGAAGCUAUUGUCCGGACAAGCAGUUGCUUUGAAAUCCGACGUGCGAUUAUCCGAACCCGGAAAAGAUGCAAUAAAGUUCAGACUGAUAAAAUUAUAUUUCAGAUCUAAAAAUGAAUCCGUUCAAACUCAACUUGAUGAAACUUUGAAAAUGUUUGACAUUAGUGCAACUCAUAUUGGAAAUUCUUACUACAGAUAUGACGAGGAGAUUUAUCUAAUAACGAGUCCCAAGAAAACAAUACUUUACUCUUUCGAGGAAAAUAGCAGAACAGGAGAUCCAGUGCGUGAAAACGAAGUUUAUGCAAAGAUCAAAAGCGGUGAUUUGAUGUUGAGUCCAUAUACUAUGUGGAUAUUCAAACUGAAUGCUACAAGGAAAAGUACUUUCCGUGAGUUGAGCAUUUAUAAAGGUGAGAUUGAUUUAGAAUUGGAAGGAAAAGGAAGUUACGUAAUAAAUGAUGCAGGUUUUCAGGAUGAUGAUUAUGACAUUGAGAAUCAAUUAGAAUCAUCUGAUUUAAAUUACCGCAUUACUAGAUCGUUGAUUGAUGAUAGAAAAAAAGAAAUGCACGCGACUAGCGGAUCUGUUUCAAGUUUGUCAUCCCCGAUUAACUCGGUAUUUAAUUUGUUGAAAAUAUACACCAUAGCUGUAGUAACAAGUUCAUUUAACAAAAUAAUGAAUUAUGGCAAUACAUUGAAAAGUGAUAAAACCAUCAAGACAUUUCCAACAACCUUGCAAUCAAUGGAAAAUAAUUUCUCAAAUGAAAUAAGAGAGAAAAAGAUAUCAUGUGCUUCGAGGUAUUUACAUGAAAAACGUAAGGAAUUAGCAGAUGAAUAUGAUCUUUCUUUUAAAAAACUCGAUUUAAAAAAUGAUUAUAAAUUACGUAAACAUAACUUCUCUUUUAAAUUGAAUACCAGUAACAAAACCAAUGAUUUAAAUAAACAAGCCAAACCCUUUAUCUUCGGUGGAAAAGGAAAUAAAUUUUAUAAUCAAAAUAUUCAAGUUCCAGAGCUGAAUUGUUCAUUAUUUUUUGUUGAUUUUAUUGCCAGGUCGUUUACUGGCAUUAAAUAUGAAUCGGAAAUGGAUGAAUCGUUGCUGUCACCAAAACAAGUGAUAUUCAGAAGGUGCAAAGAAUCGUCUGUGAAAAGUGAUAAUGAUAUAAGAAAGAAUUUGCGAUUGCUUUCUGAAAUGGAUGAUAGUAACGAUAAAUCUUUGUUCCGUUCUGUGAAACUUAGAAUUAAAUCAGUUUUAGAGUAUCUUGGAUUCCUCAAGAAGGCAGAUAAUGAUGAAUAUAUUCGCGAUAUAAGAAAUUUAUUUGUUGAAGAUUGAUUACUGAUUCGAUAUUCAAUUUAAAAAAAAUAUGAAAUGGCCUUCCUAAAUCAGGUCAAUAAUUUUUUCGAAUAUUGCUAAAAAAAAGAAACAUUGCAAGUCCAUUUUUUGUAGCAACUUAUUUUUAUCAAUUGCAGUAUAUCUCUUAAGAUUGUAUAAAUGGAAUAUCAAAGAGAGAUUUCAAAUACGCUUAAAAAUAAAGUUAUAUUAAUGUUCCACUUGAAAGUCGAUAUAGCUUUUUUUAACUUUUGGAUCAUUAGUUUCUUCAUGUUCAAUUUUGUGCAUAUAUAGAAUUGUGUCACUCAUGUGAAAUGAUUUCAAAUAAUUACUUCAAAUUUCUGUCAAAAUAGAAAGAUUUUUGUAGUUUAAUG